AAGUGUAUCUUUUGUAUUUUGCGAUUAAGUUGAAUUAUUUCUGGAUUAUUGUAUAAAUAGAAAUUUCUUUCAAUUCUUCAUAUAUACGAAAGAUAGGACGUGGAGGAGAAGAGUGGGAAAAUGUUUGGUGUUAUGUAAAGCGCCGGCAUUUUAUGUAAAAUUUACGAGUAUCGAAGUCAUUUGAGUGGUUUUAUAUGAAUCUUUUGCUAAUUAUUACGGAGAUCUAGGAAAAUGCAUUUUCAAUAGGUGGUGGCUUAUGAAUGAAAAAUUAUAUUUAAAUGCUUUAGCAUUUCCAGUUUGGUACUUGAAACAUGUGACUACAUAGAAUAUGCAUAUUUCCGAUCAAAUUGUCACCAGUGGAAGAGAAUGUGUUCACGUUGUGCUCCAGGCGUGAUGUUUUGGGAGACUAAGCAAAAUUGAAAUUUUAGGGAAACAGUGGCCAAUCAGUUGAGUGAAAGCGAACUUGUCAUUUACAAGCGCCAGUAAAACAACACCAUUAAUUAUUGAAAAAUUUUUGGGAAUACCGGAUUGAUAUCAUUAACUCCAUUAAGUUCAUUAGCUAAGUCUUCGGAACGUAGAACACUAAAAACAAGUCAAAAACCAGACGGUGCUUGAGUUCUGAACAUUGUAUCAACAAUUUUAAUCGGUGCCCAACAGGUAAACAGUGAUUUACGCCGCUAAAGCCCUAGAAGUUGAUUAAAAUUUAACGAUGUCGGAAAGUGGUAGUGGCUCUGAAUCGGUUGGGAAAUCAAAUUCAGCACUUACUCAAUAUUCGCGGCGUAAAGUGCUAGAAGAAUUAUCAAAAACUGGCUGUCGUCCUGAAAUUCGUAACCAAGUCCUUCGAAAAUGCCCAAAAGGUUCACAUGCAGCUAUACCAGACUUUCUGAACAAGCAUGCACAGAAGAGCCAGGAAAAUGUUGGCGAGGAAGCCGCUUCGCCCGAAUUCUCUGCCGUUGAGAACUGGAUAAAGUACUUCAAGGAUCGGGGAUUUCAUACAGAAUGCGGGUUCGAGUUGCCACUGGCUUUCAAAACCAUUGCGAUGACAGAAGAGUUUCCUGAAUGUGAUCCAGAAAAGGACGUCGAUUUUAAGAAAUUAUAUCUGUGGCUCUCAGAUGUCAUGCAGGGAUACGCACCCCCGAAACUGAAUGAACAGUCGCAAUUGUUUUUAGUCGAAAACUUGACAGAUAUGCUGGAAUUAAGCAAUACUCCCGAGAAUGGAAUUACGCUUGCCCGAAUGAUCAACGUUUUGAGCAAUAAACCAGAAACUGUCCCCAGUUCCUCAAAGAAGAAUUAUUUCUUACAGAGUUUGGACCCGUUGCAUUUCAGCCUGAAAACUCUGCCAAAAUAGAUGAGACUGACUGAA
Messenger RNA from Hermetia illucens (black soldier fly), 1363 nucleotides. RefSeq lists its product as uncharacterized. The transcript has 5 exons. The record is from RefSeq and is a predicted model, not a curated record. The coding region runs from base 710 to 1348 and encodes 212 amino acids. Lineage: Eukaryota; Metazoa; Arthropoda; Insecta; Diptera; Stratiomyidae.